Messenger RNA from Stegodyphus dumicola, 786 nucleotides. RefSeq lists its product as uncharacterized. The record is from RefSeq and is a predicted model, not a curated record. NCBI's taxonomy places the organism in Eukaryota, Metazoa, Arthropoda, Arachnida, Araneae, Eresidae.
AUGGGAUUUUUCGAAGAAUAUGAUGGUAUUAUUAAAGGCUGGCACGAGGAAGGUAUAAUUGAAAUAGCUCUGAAUAAUAGUGAUGCUAGUCACUAUUUAUCUCAUCAAGCAGUAAUCAAGGAUUCCAGUCUGACUACGAAAGUGCGACCUGUAUUCGAUGUAUCAUUGAAGGAUGAAAAUGGGAAUUCCUUGAAUGCUUGCCUUGAAAAGGAGCCGAAUUUAAUAGAAAUGCUUCCAAAACUUUUGCUACAAUUCCAGCAAUAUGCAAUUGAUGUUACUGCCGAUAUAAGGAAAGCUUUCUUGCAAAUCAAUUUGUGUGCCAGAGACAGAGACUUUUUGAAAUUCCUGUGGUGGAAAGAUUCAAAUAAAACCGAGAUUGUUACUUACAGACACUGUCAUCUCGUGUUCGGCAUUUCUUCGAGUCCAUACUUGUUGGGAGCAAUGAUUUCUUACCAUUUGGAUAAUGUUCCACAAGAUUUAAGAGGAACGGCACUUAGGUUGAAAAAAUCCUUUCAUGUCGACAAUUGUACAGCUAGUUUCGAAAUCGAAGAAGAAUUAGUCAAGUUCAAAGAAGAGUCCCAAACUUUAAAGUUUUCAGGAGGUUUUGACCUUAGAGGAUGGACUGCUGCACCAUUCAAAGAUAGAAGCAUGACUUCCUAUCAGAAGAUCAUUCCAAUUCUGGGACUCUCAUGGGACACCGAGAAUGAUGAAAUUUAUUGCAAUUUAACUCCUUUGACAUUUUCGGAGAGUGCCCACACGAAACGAUCUCUUCUGUCAGUCUCAUAG